AACGUCAAUCUCGUGUACCAAGCGACUACCAAAAGCUGUCGCACCCACCAGCUCGAAAAGCAACCCAUCAAGGGCAUUCAAUUGCUUCCGUUAUUUCAUGAAAAUUAACUUCAGUCUUUACUGAAGCGCCGAAUCACCGAAAGGAGUCGAUCCGCCCGCCCUAAAUAACCCGAUCGUUCCCAUCGAACUCUUCUCUGAUUCCGCACCCUUGACACUGCUUCAGCUCACUACUAUUAUUCACAAUGCGUCAAGCUACAUCCAUCGCUCUCCGCUCUCGCUGUCUUUUGCGCGCUCCACAGACCAGCCGCGCCUUCUCUACGCAAAGCACCCUGCGUUCCGCCGAUCAUGGUAACCAUUACGAUCCGCCCAGUGGUUGGCUCUUCGGUGUCAAGCCCGGUCAAAAGUACGUGAAGGAAGGAUGGGAGAAUAUCUGGUACAUCGGUUUUAUUGGAAGCUUGGUUGCUGCUGGUGUUGCAUAUGUCUUCAAGCCAGACACUUCGAUACAAACAUGGGCCUUGGAGGAGGCUCGUCGACGAUUGGAAGCAGAGGGUAUCUUGGAGGAUCCCGAAAAGGCCCAGAAAUAGGGUCGAUGCUAGCUGGGCUUUUCUUUUUAUUUCCAUGAUGUUAUACUGCGUUGUACAUAACGAUCGGCUCCUUUGUCUCUAUUCUGAUCUGUUGUGCCGCAGUCAUAUCAAAGAUGGCUGGGACACGUUGAUAGACACGUUCUUAUCUCUUCUGUUUCAUUUCCAUAAUAUGACUCUUGGCAUAUUUAUAUGUGAAUCUCGGUCUUGUUAGAGAGUGGGUGUCAAGGGUUCAUCGCGGGUUGCGAAGGCGUUUGCUUCGACAUCUAGAUGCUAUAUUCAGAAAGACAAAAAUACACUGAUCGAGGUU
Talaromyces stipitatus ATCC 10500 is the source of this 891-nucleotide messenger RNA. RefSeq lists its product as uncharacterized. The record is from RefSeq and is a predicted model, not a curated record. The transcript is spliced from 2 exons. NCBI's taxonomy places the organism in Eukaryota, Fungi, Ascomycota, Eurotiomycetes, Eurotiales, Trichocomaceae. The coding region runs from base 243 to 584 and encodes 113 amino acids.